AUGAUCAAGAAGAGGAUUAGUAAGGAUUAAAAUAAUUGUUAAAAAUACAAAAAUUCUAAUAAAUCUAGAAAAUAUUGGACUGAAGAGGAAGAUAAUAUCUUAAAAUCAACAGUUUAGUUGCAUGGUUCAGAUUGGAAGCUCAUUGCUGAGUAUUUGAAUGGACGAAAUGCUAGUUAAUGUGCUUAAAGAUGGAAGAGAGUCAAACCUGAUAAUGUAAUUUUAUAUUAAUGUAUUUAUUAGGAAGAAAAAAAUUAAAAAUGGACACCUGAAGAAGAUGAAAAAGUUAAGAGGUUAACUAAAGAAUAUAAGUUUGAUUGGAAGGUGAUUGCUCGUUUUCUCUCAAAUAGAACUGGAAGGCAAAUUAGAGAACGAUAUAUAAAUCAUCUAGACCCAAAUAUAACCACUAAGGCAUGGAGUUAAUAAGAAGAUUUAAAAAUAUGGACCUUAUACAAAAAGAUAGGAUCAAGAUGGUCUGAGAUGGCAAAGAAACUAAAAGGAAGACCAGUAAAAUUUUUAGUUUAUUAUCUUUUUAGGAGAACAUGAUUAAGAAUAGAUUUUAUGGAUAUAUUAGAAAAAAUUAUGCUAAACAAGAAAAUCCUUACUAUAUAGUACCUAAUCAAAAGAGAUAACUUAAUAGGGAGGAUGAUCAAGUUGAAAUUUUAAAUAAUCAAAAUACUCUUGAAACAGGAAUUUAAGAUAUUGAACCAUAAAUCAUCGAACAAAUUUAAUAAAAUAAAUCAAUAUAAUAAUAAGAUGAAUAAUCUUAAUCAGGCAUCCAUUCUAUAUUGUAAUCACUAUAAUCUGAAAAACACAACCUUAGCAUGAUAAGCAAUCAAUAAGAUCUUCAAUAAUUAUAACUGUUUCAUAAAAUGUUUAUAGAAUCAUCAGAAAAUGAGUUUAUGAAAUUUGACCAUCAUCCAGUUAAUUAUUUAUCAAAUGAAAGCAAUAUUCAUAGUUAUGCUAACAGUCAUAACUAAUUUACAUAUACACCUCAAAAAGAAGAGGAGAAUGAUAACUUUCUCAAUCAAUUUUUAUAAGUUGAAGGUUCCUCUGUACCUGUUGCAAUGAGAGCCGAUAUAUUUGAAGAAUUUUAAAAAUACUCUUAAAUAGAGUAUUGAAA
Molecule: messenger RNA, 1120 nt
Organism: Paramecium pentaurelia
Lineage: Eukaryota; Ciliophora; Oligohymenophorea; Peniculida; Parameciidae
Source: the annotation of a GenBank genome assembly